Messenger RNA from Fusarium oxysporum Fo47, 779 nucleotides. Its product is annotated as NADH-ubiquinone oxidoreductase B18 subunit-domain-containing protein. Gene Ontology annotation, cellular component: mitochondrion. The transcript is spliced from 3 exons. The record is from RefSeq and is a predicted model, not a curated record. The coding region runs from base 58 to 318 and encodes 86 amino acids. Lineage: Eukaryota; Fungi; Ascomycota; Sordariomycetes; Hypocreales; Nectriaceae.
GACAGCUCUGCCAAUCCAAGACAACCUCACAUCUCGAAGUCCAAUUGAUCAGCAACCAUGGCUUCCGACGCUAUCACCGAGCCGCGGCAAGCGACCCGCGAGGAGAUGCGCGAUGCCAAACUCCCUCUGGCCUACCGAGACAGCUGCGCUCACCUCUUGAUUCCUCUCAACAAGUGCCGAAGGGAUACUUGGUACGCCCCUUGGAAGUGCUCGGAUGAGCGACAUAGCUACGAGAAAUGCCAGUACGUCGAGUUCAAGAAGCGAGUCGCCAAGAUGGACGAGUUGAGGGAGUCGAAGGGAGGUGCACGAAGCAACUAGAGGACCAGACAAGUAUUCCCGGGUAUAGGGCCGGGCCGGAACUGUACAUUUUUACAAACAAGCCAAGCCAAUGUGUUUGACAAGAAAACCGGAAUAGAAAGAGGCAUUCCACCUGCAAUGAAACGCGAUCAAGAACAAGACGAACGAGAAAGACGAAAUUGUGAAAUGAUGGCGGAGCCUACGUGGCGUGAACAACUGGAAUCGAUGGGCUAAUGGAAAUAGGCAAGCGAGGAGGUUUGGGCAGAGCCUCAUGAGAUGCUGAUGCGCACUUCCAUGGCAUAAGAGAGGGACCGGCAAAGAGUGGAGGAACAGUGGGACUUGAGAAUUGGAUAGUGACAGGAAUAAGAGCACGACUUGCAAUGUCGCAGGACAUCGUGGCGGAUAAUACCCUGUCUGGACCGGCACAAGACGACAAAUACGCCGACGUGGUGCUGUGCCGGUUCCAAGAGGUCCAAGGGGGA